AUGGGACCGCUGGAGGAGCGCCACUUCCCAGCGGCAAGCGCGGCCCGCGGUGCGCAGGAGGCGGAGCCGACGGAGGCGCUGCUGGCGGCGUUCGGGGAACGGCAGCCGCCCGUGCGGCGCCACAGCGCCAUCGGCCUGGUGCGCCACGACGCCCCGCCGCCGGCGCUGUCGCCGCGUGGCGCCUCGGACCUGGCGCCGAGCGUCAGCCUGCCCGACCUGCGUGUGCUGGGCGAGCUGCGCGCUGCCCUCGCGCCUCCGCCUCCGCGCCCGCGCCCCGCGCACGCAAAUGCAGGCGUUGAAAGCGUCGACAGAAUCUGAAGCUAAUAGCCGUUCCCGACGAGUACCGUCAUGCCUAAAGAACAUCGAAACGGAUCAAGAUGAAUGCAAAAGUGAUGACGAUGGAUGGACGUCGUUGAAGCCAAGAAUAUUAACACUCGCUACAACCAUUCA
Gryllus bimaculatus (two-spotted cricket) is the source of this 450-nucleotide messenger RNA. Lineage: Eukaryota; Metazoa; Arthropoda; Insecta; Orthoptera; Gryllidae. The record is from the annotation of a GenBank genome assembly.